This is a messenger RNA of Varroa destructor (honeybee mite), 3185 nucleotides long. RefSeq lists its product as uncharacterized. NCBI's taxonomy places the organism in Eukaryota, Metazoa, Arthropoda, Arachnida, Mesostigmata, Varroidae. The record is from RefSeq and is a predicted model, not a curated record.
AGGUUCCAUUAAAGUUUUACCCUAAACAGUUCCGCAAAGAGCAAUUCUAAAGGUUCAAAGUCUUAACCGGUGUAUAUUUCCAGAUUAGCAACCCUGAUUACUAAUAAUCGUAUUAGUUAACCUUUUAGCUAGACAUUACUAUUAAAAAGGCAUCAAACAUUUCCCCAGGGGGUCACAUCUCACAUUGCCCAUUCAAAGUUUUGGAUUCACACCUCCGCCUACUUCUGUGCAACUGUUCCCUGUUGUUGUGAAACCGAUUUACCCAAAAUAUUAUUCAAUGCAGCUUGGAACUCUUUCGGUUCACAAUGGGUAACGAAGUUGCUACGUUUCUUCAAGAGAUUGAAACUUUGUGGGAUUUCCUUUAUUGUAAGUGGUUGCAACUCGUAACAUUUUUUGGAGACUCGAGGGUACGGGACAGCGCUUCACAGUUACUCGUCAAGGAUGACUGCCCUUCUGAUCAACCGAGACGUGAGAGCCUGAUAGCAUGGUGGAAGGCGACGGGCCAAAGGCCGAAACUGGACAUCGAGCAUGACCCACAGUCGUCACCCGUUACAGCAGCGGAACCAAUUCUUAAAACCGAAUGCUCCGAGCGAUCUAGCUGCAAAGAAAAGGGAACCCGUGAUUCGAAUGAAGUGUCCUUCGAAGCGAAGAGAGUCUCCGCUCCAACGCCGAAGGAAGAAGAGGAUCCUGAGCCUCUUCUGGCUGACAUGUUUGACAAUAUCUUCUCGAGAAGGGCAAGCUUUAAAGUGAAAGCUGAAAUAGCAGAAAGAGAGCUAUACCAAAAGCAGCUUAAAAUGCUAAGUGAACUAACACACAAAACUGAGCUUACGGACGAGGAUAAGAAGAAACUGGAGUACAUCGACGAUAACCGUCGGGCUUAUUUAAGUAUGGAUCCUCGAAAGACUAAAAGAGCAGACUCUGUCGGAUCUGACGCUUUCGAUGUCGACGACAUAUUUAGCCGCCGAGGAAGCUUUAAGAUUAAAGCUGUGGAGUGUGAAGAAGAAAUCAGGCGGCACUUCGAAGCUGCUGCAGCUGGGGCAAGUGAUCUGUCAACGGAAUUGUUGUGUGCUAUGAGGGCCAUGAAGCAGGAUGAACAGAUCACUGCGUCAAAACCCAGUGACAUAUCGGUCCCAAACGCGCCGCGGUGCACUGGUUGUGAGUUUAAAACCUCUCGCGAUGACAGGGAAGUUGUCGCCGUCGUUGAGGUGUUUAAAAAGGUUGAUGGUGCAAUAUGGCGACUUAAAAGGGAAGUCGAGACUCUACGAACACUCGAGGGAAAGACCCUAGAGGAGGUGUGCCCAGGACUAAAUGACGUCCUUGAUCAAUUUAUUAAAGAGAUUUUAAGCUUCAAAGAAGCAAAAACAAAGAAAAACACCAAAGCGGCACAGGACUCUGAUAAGGGUCAAAAUGACGUCAAACAAGGGGCCAAACCAAAAAAAGAAAUCUCUUUUUCCUUGACCUCGCUACUGGAAACCACAUUGGGAGAACAGACCCAGGAUGGGACUAAGACGGGCUUCAAGAAAAUCAAAGCGACGGAAGUACAAGGCAAACUCGGCAUCGGCGUGUGGUUUGAUGGGCCAAAAACUGAUCUGACAUACGCUGUUCCUAGUGUACCAGCUCUCGAGUCCACUGCCCGUACAUCGACAAACCUGGAACCGGCUAAAUCUAGACCAGCUGCCCUAGUGAUGAGUGAUGUGAAAUUGUCCAAUGCAGAAUUAACGUUAUCAAAAUUUGCUGUAGAAGAAUCGAAGGUCAUUGAAGAUAAUAGAUCGAAAACGGUCUCAAAUCGCAAUGGAGGAAAACCCGCGAGUAUAAAAUUUGCGAGGUCCGACGUUGUGAAACUCGCCAGCCGAAUUCCCACUGCUCCGAAAAUUAAAACUGCAAAAUCAAGCUUUAUAAAUUUAAGUGAGAAAAAAUCCAUUAGUCCGCAGACAAAAGCUCCAAGACCAAGUGCUGUAUACUUAAAUGACAGAAAAGCGAGUGCUACUACCCGUUGGGCCAUAACACCGGGCUUUGUAUGUCCCAAUGACAGGAAGCCGACUAAUCCGCUAAUGAUUCCAACACCGACCGUGGUAAAGGCGGGGACUACAGAAUUGCCCAAAAUCCCGAGAUCUAGAUUUGUAAAUUUGGAAGACAGCAGGUUGGUGGCCGGUCUCAAAACGGGUGGUCCGGAGACUGAUAUUGCAACAGAUGUUCAAAAUGCGUUUGCCACAGCUGCUCAAAAUGUAGAAGUUUUAAGGCUCUUUUCUUCGGGGCAUAGUCCAAAUGCUGAUGCCUCAAAGGCACUUUCCGUUGGUACAGCUAGGGCUGACGCCCUGAUGAGGAUAUCUGGCGGCUCAACAAGUGCUCUGCUAGACGAUGAAGCAACAAAGGUUGUGGCUUCAAAGAACAAUGCACCGAAAAUCACUGCUUCUAAAGUUCGCGCCUCCGCGGCAAUUGUCCCAGAACCUAAAGUUGUGCAUGAUGUCACUCAAGAGACGGACGUCCCAAAUAUCAUGGCUUCUAAUAUGGAUAUUUCAAAGGUUGCCGACUCUAAAAGCUCCGUUCUGAACGACCAAAACAACAUCCGAGGGGGUGGCCUGGCAGCUUGUCCUUCGAGGGUAAGCACCUGUGAAACAGAUUUGUCUAAAAAUUACGCUUCGAAAGAUAAGACUUUGUUUCAAUGUCCUGAAGAGUACAUUUUUUUCGAGUAAUCAUCUGGAAGCUAAGGACUUCACGUCGGAAUCGGAUGGAAGCGUCACAUGCAGCGAUUUUGCAGUGAAAAGGGCUUCAAUAGAUACACCUAAGUCGUACAAUCCAAAGCCAGUCGUUCCAAAAAUCGGUGGUACAAAGACCAUCCUCUCGAGGGAAAUUAACCCACUAGCCCACACUCCAGGAGCACUUAUUCCGAGAACUAGCACUCCAAAAGCAGUUACCCCAAGCAGAGAAACGCAAAAAAUGCGCCACCAAGUGACCAGUUCCCCGAAUCUCUCUGCCACUUCCGAACCCGAUUCAGCGAAGUUCGAUAGUACGGAGGUCAAUGCCUCCGUAAGCGACUAUUUUUUCUGCAUUUAUGGGCGACGCUGUAGGUCUGGAUCUGUGACAGAAAUUAGCAUGUCGAAUCUCGAGGGCUUAAGAGGCAAGUUGAAGGCGAAGUAAGAAGACCCAACGAAGUUAUGAAAAAUUGUAAUAAAGCAGCAGCCAUG